Dicentrarchus labrax (European seabass) is the source of this 2558-nucleotide messenger RNA. RefSeq names its product neurotrophin 3 (gene ntf3). Gene Ontology annotation, molecular function: nerve growth factor receptor binding; growth factor activity. NCBI's taxonomy places the organism in Eukaryota, Metazoa, Chordata, Actinopteri, Moronidae. Gene Ontology annotation, biological process: negative regulation of neuron apoptotic process; cell surface receptor protein tyrosine kinase signaling pathway; nerve growth factor signaling pathway. The transcript has 2 exons. The record is from RefSeq and is a predicted model, not a curated record. The coding region runs from base 171 to 1073 and encodes 300 amino acids.
AGAGAGAGAGAGAGAGAGCAUUACGCACACCCUGAUCCUCUCCACACAUAACCAGUGUGGCGCACGGACCGGCGGCAGCCCUCAGAAAGUGGGAAGUUUUCGCCAAAGGAUUCUGUCCAAAAAUUAAUCACCUUCAUGUCGACUCUGUUGGAUACUAACCUGCCGAUGCUAUGGUUACCUUUAUUACGAUCUUACAGGUGAAUCUAGUGAUGUCCAUCCUGCUGUAUGUGAUGGUCCUCGUGUACCUCUAUGGUAUCCAGGCAACCAACAUGGACAGCAGUCGCCAGGGGCAACAGCAGCAGCAGCAGCAGCCAAGUCCCGACCCCUUAAACUCUCUUAUCAUCCAGCUACUUCAGGCCGACUUGACCAGGGGGAAGACCAGGGGGAACCAGAGCCAGCAGGGGAAAAGGGACACUGAGCCCCAGGACACGCUGCCUCCUCUACUCAGUGCAAACUUUCCUUUAGAGGAGCAAGGCGAUGCGGAGCAGUGGGGGAUGGGUGGUCGCAGCAUAGGGAACAGUGACGGUGUGGUCGACCAGCAGGUGAUGCUGUUGAACACGGACCUUCUCAGGCAGCAUAAGCGGUACAACUCACCUCGGGUGCUUCUGAGCGACCGGCCGCCAUUGCAACCGCCGCCGCUGUACCUCGCGGACGAUUUCGUGAGCGGUGGACUAGACGGCGGCGCGGCGGGAAACAAGACACGAAAGAAGCGUUACGCUGAGCACAAGAGCUAUCGCGGGGAAUAUUCUGUGUGCGACAGCGAGAGCCAGUGGGUGACGGAUAAAACCCAAGCAGUGGACACCAAGGGGGACCCCGUCACUGUUCUGGCCAAAAUUAAAACCAGUGCCACGCAGGACAUCAAACAGUACUUUUAUGAGACGCGCUGUCGGACCCCCAGGCCCUUCAAAGGUGGCUGCAGGGGCAUUGAUGACAAGAACUGGAACUCACAGUGCAAGACCACGCAGACAUAUGUUCGAGCACUGACGCAGGUUCGCAAUGCAGUUGGCUGGAGGUGGAUACGCAUAGACACCUCCUGCGUCUGUGCACUGUCAAGGAAACGUCAUAGGACGUAAACAAAACAACACAAGCCCUGCUGGGGACUACCUGUUUGGAAUUCUACUUCCUGUAUAGGAUUUUAUUUCCUGUUCACAGUGCUCACUACCACAGGAUUAUGUGUCAUGGUGGUGAAGAGCAACAUUCUGCUAUAAAAUGAAACUUCUACUGAAGAAAUCUUUGGGUCCAUUUAAAUGAUAUUUCAUGUGUGCUGCAAAUCCACAAGCCGGUGCAGAACCGCUGUUACGGAAGAACUCAUUUGAGAGGGGUUGGGGAGGGAGGGAGUGAGUGUGUGAGGGGGGGACUGUACAUAUAAAUUAUUUAAAUUAUAUGAAAUGCAUGUAGUUUAUACAUGUUUAUCUAUCUAUAUAUGACGUAUGAAUAUAUUUGUGUUAUUUAUUGAAAGAAGUCUUCUUCAAAAGGAAAAAAAUGUCUAUAAAAAAGGAAUGAAACAAGCUAUGAACUCAUUGUGAGACUAUAAUAUAGAGCUGGGCUGCAAAGGUGCUUCACAGUAAGACUUUACAUGUGCCUUGACCAGUGUGGCUGCAGAGCAGAGACAUAGGACAUGGUAACUCAAGACAGCAGUUGCCGCAAAUGUUUUGGAGGUGAGACUAAAAAGUGACGGAGAUGCAGGGCCCUGUCCUGUCCAAUAUGGGGCCUAAAUUCUUAGCAUUACCCCUUAAUGAGAGAUAUAUCAGAAGCUAUAAGGCCUCAUAUGACCAAAACACAGAUUUGAGUUUUGUGACCAAACACAUACAUUUACACUGCGUUCACAAUUGACCAUACUGCUAUGUUGUAACACACCAUACGUCCAUUCAUUCCUCUGGAAGACAAAAUAAAAGUUCCUUGUGUGGAAUCUGCUGGCAGUGAUUGACAGAGAUAAUCCAACUGGUUUUCCUCAGACCACCUUGACUCUGUUCACCACAUUUUACUCUCAACUGUUAUCAUGAGCUGUUUUUGUUUCUUCCUAUUAAUAAAAACCUAUAUUUCUUAAAGCUGGAAACAUUUCAUUAACAAAUACCCAUUUCGAAUUCUGAAAAAAAUGAAUAUGGUGAUAAAGAUUAGGCUACAUAAUGUAGGUGAUACCAUAGUACAUUUCCUAACAAGGCUAUUAUUAUUAUUAUUAUUAAUAUGAAUUACUUAAUAAUAUUAUAUAUUAUAUACAAUAAUAUAUAAUAUUAAUUGUAUAGCAGCAGCCAUUGCAGAAGUCCCUCACCUGUCUCUUGAGUGUAAAACUUCAAUCUCUAAAACUUUGUUACUGGCUUUGUGAGCAUUUGUUCCUGGUUUGAUGGCCUCUGCAUUAUAAAUUUACUCUGGAGAGUACAUUUAAAGAGACCCAGAUAUAACUCCCUCAGCUGAAAUUCAGACUAAACAAAGUGGAAUUGUGAGGUUUCCACACAAAAGCAGCUAAAUGAAUUCAAUCGUUAAUGUUAAAGGAUAAGUUAUAAGUUGGAAAUAUUCUAUAUUUUUCUUAUUGUCAAUAAAUCCCAUGAAAAGAAAACUAA